AUGAUUGAAGAAGAAGUCCACCAACAAUUCAGAUUAAAUAAAGCUGCUAUCUUGGAACUUUAUGAAAAAAUUUUGCUAAAUUUAAAUAGUAAAACCAAAAGAUCCCAUGCGGUAACAGGAGUCACCAAACUUCUUAGUGUCUUGUAUUUCAUGGCCUCCGGCCUAUUUCAACAUGUUGCCUCGUCUAGAUUUGGAAUAAGCCAACCGACUUUCUGUCGUAUACUGAAACAGGUUUUAAGAGCAAUGAUGUUAGUAACCAAAGAUUACAUUAAAUUUCCCACAACCAAUGAUGAGAUUCUGAAAAUAAAGGAGAAAUUCUUCAAUAUAGCUGGUUUUCCGAAUUUUGAAAUCCUUGAUAUUGUUCCGAACUUUCCGGGAUCAUGUCAUGAUUCCUAUAUUCUGCAGGGUACUGAACUUUUUCGUCGUUUUCAAAGGGGAGAUUAUGGAGACAGUUUACUUCUAGGUGACAAUGGCUACAGACUCAAUCAAUCGCUCAUGACACCUUACCUUUCUCCUUCUACAUCAGCGGAACUAAGAUUUAAUCAUGCUCAUAAAAAAACUAGAAGUAUUGGUGAAAGGACUUUUGGGAUCUGGAAAAGCAGAUUUCGUUGCCUUGAUGUUAGUGGUGGAGCUUUGCUUUAUGAGCCAAAAAUUGUCUGUCAAAUUAUUAUUGCUUGUGCAAUACUACAUAAUAUUGCCAAUGCUCAUAAUUUAGAAACUUCAAUUGCAGAUGAUUUAAGAGAAGAAAUCCAGGAAAACUUUGAAGGAAACAUACCCAGUGAUAAUGCAGCUCAACUAGUGAGACAGCAGAUUACAGUGGAUUUCUUUGGCAAUCGUUUGUGA
Messenger RNA from Hyla sarda, 843 nucleotides. RefSeq names its product putative nuclease HARBI1. NCBI's taxonomy places the organism in Eukaryota, Metazoa, Chordata, Amphibia, Anura, Hylidae. The record is from RefSeq and is a predicted model, not a curated record. The coding region runs from base 1 to 843 and encodes 280 amino acids. The transcript is spliced from 3 exons.